Messenger RNA from Daktulosphaira vitifoliae (grape phylloxera), 654 nucleotides. Its product is annotated as translation machinery-associated protein 16. The transcript has 5 exons. The record is from RefSeq and is a predicted model, not a curated record. Gene Ontology annotation, cellular component: nucleus. NCBI's taxonomy places the organism in Eukaryota, Metazoa, Arthropoda, Insecta, Hemiptera, Phylloxeridae. The coding region runs from base 120 to 596 and encodes 158 amino acids.
UUAUUAUCAAAUGAUGAGUCCUGUUAUCAACUAUACAAGCCUCGUGAGUUUAUUUCAAUCAAUUUCUUUUCUUAACUUGUUAAAUUAAUUUUUAAGAACUGUAAGUUAAAGAAAAAAUCAUGGGCAAACCAAAACCAAAUAUUAUGACUGUAAAUCAUCCUAACAGUAGAAAAACUAAACAGCUUAUAAAAUCUAAGCAUAAAACGGCAUUUAGAGAUAAAAAAAAAUUAAAUAACUUAGCGAAACCAAGUUUAUUGUGUGAGAAAUUAAUUUGGUUCAGAGAUAAUGUUGAUAAUACUAUUAGUCAAUAUACUCCAGAAUUACUUGCCAUGUUGAUAGAAAAAUACCUUAAAAGGUUUGAUAAUGAAUUAAACUUAAUCCAAGCCAAACAUAAAGACAAAAUUAAUAGAAGAUAUGCUAGUAGAGAAGAUGUAAUAAGACUCACAGUAGAUAGGGAACGCGAAGAAUAUUUAACUGCUGGUAUAGAAGUUCCGAGUAUAUUUAAUGCUGAACAGCUACUCUACUUGCGUACUUGGGAUGGUGACAUACGAUUUCUUCCUAACUUUAGAAUUAUUCGAUUUAGUUGUCCUAAGUAGAAGCUAAUUAAAAUUUUUGAUGUUAAUUUAUUAAAUAUAAUAAUUAUUUUUUAAUUUA